CGUAAACCAUUUAAUUAAUCCUUGAUUGGCAAAAGCAGUUGGAAAACAAUUUAAAGCGUUGGCUGAGAAAAGUAAUGGAGAAAACUCCAGUUGAUGAUGAGUACCUGAAGGAAAUUGAUAAGGCUAGACGUGAACUUCGGGCUCUUAUCUACAACGAAAGAUGUGCUUCUCUCAUGCUUCGAUUAGCGUGGCAAGAUGCUUGUACCUACGAUCCCGAGAGCAAAAUAAAAGGAGGUCCGAACGGUUCUAUCAAGAGUGAUCAAGAGUUGGGUCGCCAGGAAAACGGGGGAUUGAGCAAAGCAGUUAAAUUAUGUGAGGAAGUGAAGGCCAAACUUAAGAAAGUCUCGUACGCUGACCUUUAUCAGCUAGCUGGUGUUGUUGCAGUAGAGGUCACUGGGGGUCCCACUAUUCACUUUCUUCCCGGUAGAGAGGAUUCACUUGAGCCUCCACAGGAAGGACGCCAUCCACAUCCCGAAGAAAAAAGUGCAUCGCAUUUAAGAGAUAUCUUUACUACUCGUAUGGGUCUAACUGAUCAAGACAUUGUAGCUUUAUUUGGGAGCCACACUUUGGGCAAGGAUGAUCAUUUUGGCAAAGGAAAAUGGAUAGGAAAUCUUAAGAAGUUUGAUAACUCCUAUUUCGUGGAAUUAUUGAAAAAGGAUGCAUCCUUGUUAAAGGUUUUUCCCGCAGACAUUGCCCUGGUAGAAGAUAAAAAGUUCCGCAAUUAUGUUGAAAUGUAUGCCAAGGAUGAGGAUGUUUUUUUCAAAGAUUAUGCAGCUGCACAUAAGAAAUUCUGUGAGCUAGGCUGCAAUCUUGAUACUUCCAUUAUUCCGAAGGUGCCACCUGAGAAGUUAAAGCUAAUUAUGCCGAAGGUCAAGGGAGUUAUAGGAAUUGUUAUAGUCUCAACUGCGACAUUAGGCUACUUACGAAGGAGAAAAAAUAAUCAACUGAAGAAAUAAUUACUUACAUAAUAAUUAGAGAAAAAUAACUGAUUGAAGAGAUAAUUAAUGUUCAAAUCUCCAAAAUAGGCUCGUUAUCUUCUUUCUUCUUAAAAAAAAAAGGAUUAUGUAUAAUCUGUGAACUUCGAAUUCUUCAGAUACAACUUGAAUAUAAUGUAGAUU
Messenger RNA from Cajanus cajan (pigeon pea), 1118 nucleotides. Its product is annotated as L-ascorbate peroxidase 3. NCBI's taxonomy places the organism in Eukaryota, Viridiplantae, Streptophyta, Magnoliopsida, Fabales, Fabaceae. The record is from RefSeq and is a predicted model, not a curated record. Gene Ontology annotation, biological process: response to reactive oxygen species; hydrogen peroxide catabolic process; cellular response to oxidative stress. Gene Ontology annotation, cellular component: chloroplast. Gene Ontology annotation, molecular function: peroxidase activity; heme binding.